Molecule: messenger RNA, 2565 nt
Organism: Pochonia chlamydosporia 170
Lineage: Eukaryota; Fungi; Ascomycota; Sordariomycetes; Hypocreales; Clavicipitaceae
Exons: 1
Coding region: 1-2565 (854 amino acids)
Source: RefSeq, a predicted model, not a curated record
AUGGAGUCACGUAACCAAAUGGGCAAAGAGCCCUUUCGUCGAGCCGUCCCUGCUGAUCAGCAUACCGCCCAUCGAGUGUCCACGGUUUCUGCGGUGAGCGAUGCCGGUCCCGUCUAUUACGAUGAUUCUUCGGAAAUCCAUCAUCUGCGGGCCCGAGCCUCGCUUGUUUCUAUACAAUCUGACCAAGAUGCAUCAAAUACCGCAGCUUAUGAUGCUACCAGUGGCCAAACUUAUGCGCCAGCUUCUACUUGGGCUGGCUCGUUCGGCUACAGUGGUGGAUAUGCACCGGUGUCGGCUGUAUCGGGAGCUCCUCCUGCGAGAAUGCACUCCUUCGGUAGUCGCAAGCCUAGCUAUACGGCCAUGAGAAGUCAAAAUAUGCCGGAAAGUAUACAAGAGGAAGAAUAUGAUCUGUCCCUGCUUCAGUCUGCAGCGCCAAUGGGUGUUGGCCUACAUUAUGGUGUUAUUCCAGAGAACGAAGAGAUAUCUCCGCCGCCUGCCGUAGACAUCACAUCCGCCAUGGGGCCGAUGACUACUCACGAUACUGAAUUUAUCAAAAGCUUGCAGGAGCAAGAAGCUAAGGGGACUCUUACUGGUGGCCUAGGUCGGGGUAUUCUCCCGGACUCUACACUUCGGGACACUGAGCUUCUUUCAAGUCCAACGUCAAUCAAGCGGAGCCUCACCAGGUCAUUCACACGGCGGAAGUCAACAAAGCCGCUGACAAGGAAAGAGACUAUCCAGUUCAAGGGUCAGGAUGAGGCUAAUCGACGAGGAGAGGUGAUUGAAGUUGUCCUUGACAACGCACCUACAGAUCUCAGCAAUUUCGAAGGGUCGAACAUGCUUUGGGAUCCGCAAAGCCGGCGAGGUACAUUCGCCAGUAAAGAAGAACAGACCCAAGUAUUUUAUCCUCAGCCGAAUUGGAAACCAUGGUCAAUGCGAUGGCCGUAUCUCGUCAUGAUGAUCCUCCUUUCCAUAGCCCUGGCCGCCAUGCAGGAGAUUCUCUUUCGGAAGUAUAGAAAGGAACCUCUUUUACAAUUUCAAAAGCCAACCGACGUCAAACCCGGCCUGUACUUUGCAGUGAAAUUUGCUCCCACACUGUCUGCCGUCGUCUACGGUGUAUUGUGGCAAUUUAUUGAUUUUGAAGUCAGACGUCUGGAAGCAUAUUAUCAAUUAUCUAAACAUGGGGGCGCGUUGGCAGCAGAAUCUAUUAAUGUAGAUUAUGUCACCAGUUUCAACUUUUUUCGACCUUUUCGAGCACUAAGGCUAGGUCACUAUGCAGUGGCCUUGUCAUCGAUAGCAACGACGCUUGCGAUUUCCCUCGUUCCGACAUUUGCUUCUGCUUCCGUAAUUCUCUCUCCAAGUCGGGAGGAACGAAUGAGUCAUCCGAACGGUGACAAGUUCUUACAUUUUUCGCCGGCGUGGUCACGACUUUUGACUUCAACACUCGCCGUGUGUUCUGCAGCAGGCGUUGGUCUGUUGUUUCUACUGCAAAGUAGACGCACCGGGCUACUAUCUGAUGUGCAAGGCAUUGCCGGAUUGGCAUCCAUGGCCGUCGUGAGUCACAUAUUGAUGGAUUUUAAGGAUAUGGACACUGCCAAGCAUAAGGAUAUUCACCAAAAGCUGAAGCAUAAUCGAUACAUGUUGCGGAAUUCAUCAUUGGCACCUGACAAUGAGAACCCAGCGACAUCUCAAGAGAGAGACAGGUAUGAGGAUGUGCACCUGUCAGAAAACCCCCAUCCUUUGAUGUUACGAUUGAGCGGGUUUGUUCCUUUUGUCAUAACGCUCUUGGGCUUCAUGGGCUUCAUUCCAGCUUUCCUAUUUACUGAAGCGGAUGUUGUCACUGACAAAGCACCAUGGUUCGUGACUGCCAUAGCAGUCUGCCUUAAAAUGAGCUGGAAUGCACUAGAGACUGCAGUUCGAAUGAUGGAACCUUAUUACAUCCUUUCCAAGCGUCAUGCGCCGUCAGUCAUCUUGACGCUGGACUACACUGCAAUGCCGUUCGGUUACCUCCCCAUCAAGGCACUCUUUAACGGCCACUCGCUCAUGUUUUUUGUCGGGUUCGGCAGCGUCAUUGCCGAGUUCUUGACGAUUCUCGUGACGGGUCUAGCCACAGUGGACGGCAAGGACUUCCUACUCAAUGGUGACGGUGACGUUGAUAAGGACCGGGGCAAGCUCAUCAACUCUGGUCAAGAGACGAUUCUUUCGUUUUAUAUCUCUUUUGGCAUCGCCAUGUUUAUUCUCUUAUACAUGAGCGUCGUAUCAUUUGUGGUCUUCUUCCGGCGACGGCACCCAUUUUUACCGCGGCAACCCAACACAAUCUCGUCUGUGCUGGCAUUCAUUCAUCAAAGCAAAAUGCUAUAUGAUUUUGUGGGUACCGAGAAGUUGAGCAAUGCCGAGAUGGCGAAGAAGCUGGAAGAUGGCAAAACAUAUGGCCUUGGAUGGUUCCAGGGUCGCGAUGGCCAAAUACACUGUGGGAUAGAUCAGGAGGAGCUUACAAGUCCCUACAAGCAUGGUGUUGAUUACAAGCAGAGAAAUCAGCCAUGGAAUACCCAGUGGGAUAUGUUGUGA